AUGCCGGUGACUCGGAGUAGAGGCAGACCCGCGGAGCCGAUCGAGGCACAGGAGCGCCCUGAGGAGAGCGCUCCCGCGACCGCGUCACAGUCAGUGGCGGCCCCGAGGCCGUCAGCGCCGGAACCGGUGCGGCAUAUCGAGCCGCCCGGCUCCCCGUCGGAGGCGCCACCACCACCGCCAGCACCGUCGUCGCAACAGCAGCAUGACGACGCAGCAAGAGCGUCGUCAACGAAAUCGGACCGUGCGCGAAGGAUCGCGCGCUCCAAACAGAAGAUAGCCAGACUCAAGCUGGAGCUGGAAGAGGCCAGGCUUGCCGUCCUGGAGGAGGACAGCCAGGACGGCGAGUCGGUCGCAUCGGGUGAAUCGCUGGGCCAGGCGCGAGUGGCCGAGUGGCUGAAUACAGUGCCGCCGCCACCGCCCGCCGCGCCGCUCAGUGCACCGCAACAGUCUACAGGCGUAGCACCGCCGCCCGGCGUGCCACAUGCACCGCCGCCCGGCGUGUCACACGCACCACCGCCGCCACCCGGCGCGCCACACGCGCUGCCGACCGGCGUAUCGAUCGCACAGCAGCUCGCCGCGCCGCUAUCGGGCGUGGCGCCGCCGCACAGCGUACAGUUGAAGCAAUCGUCGUCAUCGAAGCCGCCGCCAGCAGCAACGGGGUAUCAUCGGUCCGAGGGACAAUUCGACCUUAACGAGCUGGCGGCCGCCAUCGCGCAGGCCGCGCGCCCACAUGGGGCCACGCCGCGAUUCAUCGGAGAACUGAUGCCCUUCGGGGGCUCACAUCUCGACUGGCUCGCCUUCAGAGCGGGCUAUCAAGAAACAGAGAGAUACUUCACAGAAAUCGAGAAUACAGCCCGCCUGCGACGGGCUUUGAAAGGAAAAGCCAAGGAAGCGGUUAGCAGUUUACUCAUAGUAAACACUAGCCCGGCGGAAAUAAUCGGCGAACUCGAGACAAGAUUCGGCAGACCGGAGACGAUUGCGCUCGCCGAGAUCGAACGACUUCGCAACGUACAGAAGCCUACAGAUGCGCCACGGGACAUAAUACAGUUCGCGAGUCGAAUAAAAAACAGCGUCGCUACACUCCGCGCACUCCAGCAGCCGCAGUACAUGUACAACCCGGAAGUGGUCAAGCAAGUGACAGAGAAGCUGACGCCGUCGCUGCGGUACCGGUGGUUCGACUUCAGCCGGGACCAGCCGCCAGAGGAGCCGGACCUCGUGCGCCUUCACCGCUUCGUGACCAGGGAGGCGGAGGCGUGCGGGAAGUACGCAGACCCCGAGCUCGUCGGCGGCGCCGAGGAGCAGCAGCAGCGCGCGGCGCCACGCAACCGGCCGCAGCGCGCCUACAACAGUCGGAGUGACAGCAAAAAGUGCGACAAUAGAAGCGAAAAGUGUCCAGUGUGCAGUUUACCGAACCAUAGCGCCGACAAGUGUAGAAAAUUUGUGCGUGCGAACAACAGUGAACGAUGGAGCAUAGCGAAAGCGGAUCGACUAUGUUUCCGAUGCCUGAACCCCAGGAGAGGGGGGCAUAAGUGUGAAGACCGUCAGUGUGGAGAGGACGGCUGUGAGAGGACCCACCACCCAUUACUGCACUUCAAGAGACCCGAAGUGCCAGCCAACCGGAGUGAAACAGUGACAGCAGCAAAUUCAUCUGGAAAGUCAACCGUAAGUUUCCUCAAAAUUCUACCAGUGACAGUGGUGGGCCCCAAGGCCAAUAUAGAUACAUUCGCACUAUUAGACGACGGCUCUACAGUCACACUCGUAGACGAAGACCUGGCUAAGCGCGCGGGCGCUACAGGACCCAUAGACCCAUUGAGCAUAGAAGCUAUAGCGGGGGCCCGCGUCACGCGUACCGACUCGCGACGAGUGAAACUUGUGCUACGAGGGCAGGAUGAAGAGCACUCCCUGCGAGGCCGCACUAUCAAGAACUUACGACUGGCGGCCCAGCACAUCGACCGAGACUUGUCAAAAUAUCAACACCUUCAAGAUAUCGAAACGCGAGUGCGGUAUGCGGAGGCGCGGCCCACUAUCCUGAUCGGGCAGGACAAUUGGGAACUCCUACUGGCCAACGAGGUACGACGUGGCGCCGCAACAGAACCGGUGGCGUCCCGCACACCCCUGGGGUGGGUGCUCCACGGCUCAAGCAGCCGGAGCCUGGGGCACACAGUCCACCACGUAUACAGGCUCAAUGAAGAGAGCGACAACAGAAUAGAAGAAAUGAUCAAGAAGCAUUUCGCAAUCGAAUCGUUGGGCGUGACGCCCAAGAAAACGCGCGCCGACCCCGAAGAGCGGGCGCUUCGCAUCCUGGAGAGUGAAACCAUCAAGCUGCCGACAGCGGGCUACGAAACGGGCCUACUUUGGGCCACCGACCACCCCGAGCUGCCCAACAAUUACGACCAGGCCUUGACGCGCCUACACAGCACAGAGCGCAAGCUGGACAAGCAGCCGGAGCUCGGGGCGGCGUACGAGCGGCAGAUGACACAGCUGAUAGAAAAAGGAUACGCAGAGGAAGCCGCCACCGCACCAUCGACCACCGGGCGCAUCUGGUACCUGCCUCACUUCCCGGUGCUCCAUCCAGCCAAGCCCGGGAAGGUGAGGCCAGUCUUCGACGCCGCCGCUCGCACGAAGGGUACGUGCCUGAACGACCACCUGCUGUCGGGUCCGGACCUCCUGCAGUCGCUGCCGGGGGUGCUGAUGCGCUUUCGCCAGCACGCCGUCGCCGUCGCCGCGGACAUACAAGAGAUGUUCCUGCGAAUACAAGUUCACGAGAAAGAUAGAGAUGCGCUGCGCUUCUUGUGGCGCUCACACCGGCGGGAGGGACCGCCCACAGAGUACCGGAUGAAGUCGGUCAUCUUCGGAGCAGCCUGCUCACCGUGCACGGCGUUGUUUGUCAAGAAUCACAACGCCGAGCGUCAUCGGGCCGACCAUCCGGACGCAGCCGAAGCCAUCGUGCGUCAUCACUACAUGGAUGAUUAUCUCCAGAGUUUUGAAACAGUUGAAGAAGCAGUUAGAGUGAGCACCGACGUGCGCACAGUGCACGCGGAUGCCAAUUUUCAUUUGGCCAAGUGGGCCUCGAAUCGCUCCGAAGUACUAGAAGUCCAUCGGGCGGAAGCUGCCGCCACUCGGGACGUCACACUUGAAGACAUCGAAGAGAAGGUCCUGGGCCUCACCUGGAGGCCGACCUGCGACACCUUGGGAUUUAAUCUGAACUUCGCCCGGGUGCCUGACGUCGACAGCGGGCAAACUCCGACGAAGAGGGAGGCUCUGCGGACAGUGAUGUCACUGUUCGACCCGCUGGGCCUCGCCUCCCCCAUCACCAUCGUAGCGAAACAGCUGCUACAAGAGGCGUGGCGCGUAGGCGUCGAUUGGGACGUCCGCCUACCACCGCCGCUGUCGACGGGCUGGAGUGAGUGGGUGCGGCAGCUGGCCGCGCUCCGAGACGUCAACCUGCCAAGAUGUCACCCUGGCUACAGCCGGGCGACCCGACGCGAGCUGCACACCUUCGUGGACGCCAGCGAGAAGGCCUACGCCGCUGCUGUCUACUGGCGCACUGAAGACGAAGACGGUAGAGUGCACGUGACGCUUGCCGCCGCCAGGGCGCGCGUGGCGCCCCUCAAGCUGACGUCCAUCCCAAGGCUCGAGCUGCAGGCCGCCGUGCUGGGCUGCCGCCUGGCCCGCACCGCCGCCGACGAAUACCAGCUGAAGGCAGACAGAAGAGUCUUUUGGAGCGACUCGAAAACCGUACUCGCGUGGCUGAGGGCGGGACCCCGCUCUUUCAAGCCUUUCGUCGCACACAGAGUGGCAGAAAUAGAGGAAGACACACAGGCGAAGGAGUGGCGGUGGGUGCCGACCCAACAGAAUGUGGCUGACGACGCCACCAGAGGAGCGCCGGUCAACUUUACGCAGCAUCAUCGGUGGUUCACGGGACCGAAGUUCCUGUAUGAGCCUGCUGACAGCUGGCCGGCCGAGAAAAUAGAACAGGCGGCCCCAACCGGAGAAGAGAGGACCCACUCCGUCGCAUCGAGCAUCGUCGAGCCCAGAGUCUCCGAUGCAUUACCGUCACCACACAGGUUCUCGUCGUGGCUGCGCCUGAUACGCGCCACGGCGAGAGUCCUCCAGGCGAUACACCGCUUCCGUGCUCCGCUGCGCCGGGCGCGCCCGCAGAGCGCCAACGUCAACAGUUACAAGCGGACAACUCGAAACACCGAAGCCGACCCGACGUGGCGCCGUGUCGCCAAGCCGACCGCGCCGCCCACGCCGCGCCGAGCCGUCCUUACAGAAGACGUCAUACCGCCGUUGGCCGCCGAGCACAUCGUGUGGGCGGAGGAGCUGUGGGUGCGCGCCGUGCAGCAGGAAGCGUUCGGCGCCGAAUUAGAAGCUUUAAAGAAGACAGAAGCAGUGUCCAAUGACAGCCGGCUGCGCUCACUCGCGCUGGCCUUCGAUCCGUGCGAGCCGGUGAUUAAGCUGAAAUCAAGAAUCACGGCCGCAGAAAACAUCACAGAAGAACAGAAGCAUCCGAUUGUGCUGGAUGGAAACCACCAGUACACCAAACUUUACGUGGCAUGGACGCACCAGAAAUUACACCAUGGCGGUGUGGAGACAGUCCUGAACGAGAUCCGACAACGCUUCUGGGUGAUCCGAGCUCGUCCCAUCGUGCGCAGCGUGAUCAAAAGUUGUCAGCAGUGCAGAAUUCGGCGCGCGGUGGCCGCAGUACCACCGACAGGCGACCACCCGACGGGACGCCUCGCUCACCAUCAGCGGCCCUUCACCUACACCGGCCUCGAUUAUUUCGGGCCGCUCUCAGUCACCGUGGGCCGACAACACCAGAAGCGGUAUGUGGCGCUGUUCACAUGCCUCACCACCCGGGCCGUGCACCUGGAGGUCGCGGCCUCACUCUCCACCGACUCCGCCGUCCUCGCGCUGCGCCGCAUGAUGGCGCGCCGAGGGCAACCAUCAGAGAUCUGGUCGGACAACGGCACCAACCUGCGUGGUGCCGACGUCGAGCUCCAGCGGGCCGCCCUCCAGGCGAGCCGGCAGGAGGCCGCCAACCACCUCAUCAGAUGGCGCUACAUACCGCCGAGCGCACCGUUCAUGGGCGGGGCGUGGGAACGCCUCGUCCGGUCCGUCAAGGACGCCCUCAGUACCGUCCUGCGCGAGCGUCACCCCCACGAAGAGACGCUCGCCACUCUGCUUUGCGAGGCAGAAUACACAGUCAACAGCAGACCACUGACCCACGUGUCAGUGGACCCCGACGACGCCGAAGCCUUGACCCCCAACCACUUCCUACUCGGGGGGUCGGGCCGCAUCCAACAGCCGGGGACGUUCACCGAAGCAGACGUCGCCAGCCGCCACCACUGGAGGCGAGCUCAGCGGCUAGCCGACGAGUUCUGGGACCGCUGGGUCCGAGAGUACCUGCCGGAGCUCCAACACCGGCGGGAGCCGCACGGGAGCGGAGCACCGCUCAACAUCGGCGACCUCGUGCUCAUCGCCGACUCCAACCUGCCACGCAACGUGUGGCCCCGGGGGCGCGUCGUCCAAGUCUACCCUGGGCGCGAUGGCAUCGUGCGCGCCGCCGACGUCGCCACCCGCACCGGAGUCCUGCGCCGCCCCACCAAGAAGCUCGUCGUGCUGCCCACAUCGACCGGCGUGACACCGAGUGAGGUGUAG
Molecule: messenger RNA, 5664 nt
Organism: Ostrinia nubilalis (European corn borer)
Lineage: Eukaryota; Metazoa; Arthropoda; Insecta; Lepidoptera; Crambidae
Exons: 1
Coding region: 1-5664 (1887 amino acids)
Biological process (GO): DNA integration
Molecular function (GO): nucleic acid binding
Source: RefSeq, a predicted model, not a curated record